AUGCCACCCCGUUCGAGGAGACGUGCACGCAUACCAUCGUCAUCACCAUCAUCACCAUCACCAUCACCAUCACCACCAUCACCAUCACCACCAUCACCAUCACCAUCAUCACCAUCACCAUCACCACCACCACGGCCAAUCGACUACCCCCACCCUUUAGAAGCCUCUCCAGCUCGAGCCCUCAGCUGCCACGACCAAUGUCUUCGACAAUUCUCCGCCGCGAUCCGUAAUAAACCAAACUGGACGACCAAAGUUACAAACCGUAAAUUGAUGGUUAAAUGGAUUCGCGAGGCGGCGUUACAAGAUAGCCAAGAAUUUAGUGAAGAGAGCUAUCUUGUCCCCAUUUGGGAUACCGAUAGUAUUAAAUUUGUGACCGAGGAGUUGGUGGAUGGGUAUAAAGCUUAUGUGGAGUAUUUGAGGGAGCAAGGGAUUUGUAUAGAACCGGAUUUGGAUUGUGUGUGGAGGGCGGAUGGAUUGGUUGAGGAGGAGGUUAGGGAACAGUUGAUUGAUGCUGUGGCGACACUUGAGAAUGUUCCCAAUAAGAAAAAGGAUUGGCAUCCGGGUUCUGGAGGCCUGGUUUUGGAUCUCGUACAUCCUUCGCUGUGGCCGAUUGUAUAUGGGAAGACGAUAAGUAGUACGGAUGGGAAACCCAUACAGUGUCCAAAAGAAGCGACUGUUCCCGGUGAAAAUUCGUACUCAGACGACGAAGAUGAUUAUUACGACGACGACGAGGAGGAUGACGAUGACGACGAUGGUGCCAAAGCACGCCGAAGAGAAGAAAAACUUCUCGAAGCCCAAAAAUUAAACGGCUGGUCCACCAAAUUCUGCUGGUUACCAUCACUAUUCCAAGUCUCCCCGGAUGGAAAAUCCACAAAGAUAAAAUCCUACAUAAACAACCUAUCAACCCCUCAACAAAAGGAACUGUUUUAUCCAAUCCUUGAAAAGAUAUUUACGAAAUUCGUACCGAUGUUUAAUCACGUUCUUGCCGAUUUGGCUAGCGAGAGGGAUCGCAUUUAUCGUACUUGGGAUCCCAGUGAGUUUUGUUGGGAAGGGAGGGAUUGUCAUAUUGUUCCUAUUCCAUUGUCUGCUUUUAAGAGGAAUUGGGAAAAGUUUUUGGGACAGUAUGAGAGAGGGGAGAAGUUUUCGCGGGGAUUUGCGGAUCACUUUCGUCGGAAGCAGGGUUAUGAAUGGGGGCCGGAGCGAGGAGAGGUAGAUAGUGAUUGGGAUGACAGGAGCGAGGAAGAGGAUGAUGAGGAUGAUGAGGAUGAUGAUGAGGAGGAGGAGAAAGAAGAGGAUGACAGUUUAGACCUAGGUAUUGGGGGUAGUAUACGGAAACGAAACCAUCGUAAUAAAAAAGGGAAGGAUAGUUCUUCAUACGACGGAUACAAAAAAGUCGAGCUCUGGGAUAUCGGAAGGGUUCAAAUGUCCAGCAAGUGGUCACCACCACGGAUCACAAGCCAGAUCAAACUAGAAGGGAAAGCCGCAAAAGUCAUCGUCAAAUUGGCAAAUAUCGUCCUUACACCAAACAAUCCAGAGUAUAACGGAGGAAGUUGGCAUAUUGAGGCCAUGAAGAACGAACGGAUUUUAGCCACGGGGAUAUACUACUACGCACAAGAAAACAUUACAGAUUCCACCCUUUCUUUCCGCCGCACGGCCAGAGUCGACCAAGAUUCCCAGUGGAGUGACUCUUACUGGUCUCGACUCCACGCUAUGGGUAACACCUACGGAGUCCAAGAACUCGGAGAAAUCCAGACAAAAGAAAACCGGGCAAUAGUCUUCCCAAACGUAUACCAACACCGCGUAUCCCCAUUCACCCUAAUCGACCCCAAAAAACCAGGAUAUCGCAAAAUCUUAGCAUUCUUCCUUUGCGAUCCAGGUCAUGACGUGCCAACUACCGAAACAGUCAUGCCUCAACAACCAGAACAACGUAUUGAUCUUGAAAAAUCUCUUCGUGAAGGUCCGUUGGGUGGACUUCCCGAAGAAAUCUUCCAAGGGAUUGUGGGGGAAUUACCGCCCUUGAUUACGUUGGAUGAGGCACGUGGGUAUAGAUCGGAGUUGAUGGAGGAGCGGUCUAGCUUUACGGGACAUAGUUCGAAGGUGCAAGGGAGAUAUUAUAAUCUGUGUGAACACUAA
Orbilia oligospora ATCC 24927 is the source of this 2133-nucleotide messenger RNA. RefSeq lists its product as uncharacterized. NCBI's taxonomy places the organism in Eukaryota, Fungi, Ascomycota, Orbiliomycetes, Orbiliales, Orbiliaceae. Bases 1 to 2133 code for a protein of 710 amino acids. The record is from RefSeq and is a predicted model, not a curated record. The transcript has 5 exons.